Nanorana parkeri is the source of this 1005-nucleotide messenger RNA. It is a transcript of the gene DAZL, whose product is annotated as deleted in azoospermia like. Bases 1 to 1005 code for a protein of 334 amino acids. The record is from RefSeq and is a predicted model, not a curated record. Gene Ontology annotation, molecular function: mRNA 3'-UTR binding; protein binding. The transcript has 11 exons. NCBI's taxonomy places the organism in Eukaryota, Metazoa, Chordata, Amphibia, Anura, Dicroglossidae.
AUGGUCCGUCACCCUCUGCCGCUGCCUCCCUCUAUGGUUUUUGGGCUCCCCUGCUCUUCUGGGGGACCCGGGACCAAGGCAAGUUACUUCAGGAUGGAGAGCGGGGAGCAGAACCGGAAACUUACAUUCUCCGGUCUGCUCCGGGUUAACAGUGAGUCUGAAACAGGAAGUCCCAUGGAGGACCAGCCAUCUGGUUAUGUGCUCCCUGAAGGAAAAGUGAUGCCUAAUACUGUUUUUGUUGGGGGCAUUGAUAUUCGGAUUGAUCACCAUGAAAUUAAAGACUUUUUUUCCAAGUUUGGUGCAGUAAAAGAGGUGAAAAUAAUUACUGAUCGCACUGGUGUCUCCAAGGGCUACGGUUUUGUCUCCUUUUAUGAUGACAUCGAUGUUCAGAAGAUUUUAGAUUCACAGAUCAGCUUUCAUGGAAAGAAACUAAAACUCGGACCAGCUAUAAGAAAGCAAAGCACAUGCACGCACUUACAACCAAGAACUGUGAUGCUUAGCACUCCAGCACCACAAUAUCAGAGCAUGUGGAACACUCCUGUCACAGAUGCAUAUGUUCAGCCCACGCCUAUGUUUAGUCCUAUUGCACCUUAUGUUCAGACUUGCCCUUACCCAAACUCACCAGUCAUGUUACAGCAAAUACCCAUGACAUACCAGCAGCCAGGAUAUUUUCAGGUGGCUCCACAAUGGGCUGGUGGCGAUCAAAGGAGCUAUGUAUUUCCUCAGGCCUUUAAUUGGAAUUUUACAGGAAAUGACCUUGAGACAGCCUGUUGUGAAAUGCUGCAAGCUGACUAUACAAUAUCAGAGCAAAAUGCCUCCUUGGGUUCAACGAGUCCCCAAAAGAAAAUUGACCGAAGCAUACAAACUGCUGUAUCCUGUCUGUUUUCUGGCGAUGGAAGGUUCCAGAAGCCUUUUUUUCAAGAUGAUUUCCUGAAGAACAGAAGAGUGCAUCAGUUCAAAAGAAGAUCCAUGUUUAGGUCCACCUUGGAAAAAUCGGGAGUGUAA